AUGAGCCCGGGACUAAAGCUGAACGCCGAGAUCAAAGCGUACAGCAUGAAUUUGAGCGGUAUUGCCGUAUUCAAAGAUCGUUUCGGGAAGCUCCAGAGGGAGCCGUGGGGCCCAAUGUAUCGGUCCAAAACCAACGACACUAGAACUGCAAGGUUCGACGACCUCCCGCCGAACACCAACUACACGGUGCGCCUGAGCGCCGUGACGCGCACGCAGCGCCGCGGCGAGGAGGACACGAAGCGGUGCAGCACGCCGCCCGCGCCGCCGCACCCGCCGCGCCCCCGCUGGUUCAAGAUAGUCGACGACGAUAGAUACAUGUUGAAACUACAUUUGCCUCGGCUGUCCGAGCGAAACGGUCCCAUAUGCUGUUAUAGGGUGUUCAUGGUGCGCCUGCUGCCGAGGUCCGAGUGGGGCAAGCUGCCCUCUCCGCGCGACAUCAGCGUCGUCGACUACGAGGAGGCGCACGGCGCCCGGCCCGUGCUCGGCGCCUACCUCACCGACGUCUUCUCGCACGAAAAGUUUCCGCCGGGCUCCGACGUGAUAGAUCUGAUAAUGGGCGACGAGAAUUCGGUGUACGAUGCGGAGGACGGCACGCUGCACAGCGACAUGUGCCGCCGCUGCCUGCGGAGGCCGAGGCGGCCCUACUUCGAGGCGCCGCCGCCCAGGGCGCCGGUGACGCCCCCCACUACCACCACCACCACCAGCGCCGCCACCACCACGGAGGACGAGUUCUUCGACGAGGAGGACCUCUCCACCGCCGAGCCGGAGGAGGCGAAGAGGGACCGAAGGUCUUACCCCGGCAUCGACAGGAGCGACAAUGAUUAUACGAGAAAUCCAAUAAUGGAUGAUAGUGCAGAUGACGACUUCCAAGUCAAGGACGGCCUCCUCGAUCCCACCGCCAAUUAUACAUUAUUCGUCGAAGUGAUUCCGGGUCGGCCGCAGGACGAGUCGGUGUGGAGCGAGUACGUGAACGUGCUGACGCCGGCGGCCAGCGUUGCCGUGCCCUCUUCCGCCUUGGUCAUAGAGGCCGCGCUGUUGACGACUUGUUCGUUUGCUGCCUUCAUAGUUUUGGUGAUGAUAAUAGUGUGCGUCGUUCAGACGCGACGGUCGCGCAAGUUGCCACCGCACGCGCACGUCGAGAUGAACCCACUUCAGGUCGCUCUAAGAUACGUGGUCGGCUCGCUCGGCGGGCGGCAGCAACUGAUAUCGGCGGUGCCCCCCGACAUGCCGCCCAUCCCCAAGGAGGAGCUCGCCGCCGCCUACGCCGAGCGGCAGGCGGACUCCGACUACGGCUUCCAGAAGGAGUUUGAGUUGUUGCAGAUGCUGCCCGAGUGCUUCCCGGAUCGAACGACGCACGCGUCGGAAGCGCGCGAGAACCAGCCGAAGAACCGGUACCCGGACAUAAAGGCGUACGACCAGACCCGGGUGAAGCUGUCGCAGGUGGACGGGAUAUCCGGCUCGGACUACAUCAACGCCAACUACGUAAUGGGCUACAAGGAACGCAAACAGUUCAUCUGCGCGCAAGGGCCGACGGACACGACCGUGAACGACUUCUGGCGAAUGAUCUGGGAGCACGGCCUGGAGCUGAUCGUGAUGCUGACAAACCUCGAGGAGUACUCGAAGGUGAAGUGCUCCAAGUACUGGCCCGACGAGGGUCGGGGGCCGAGGGCGUUCGGCAGCAUCGCGGUGCACCACGUCUCGGAGAAGCGAUAUUCUGAUUAUAUUGUGCGGGAGUUAAGGAUAACUAAGCAACCUCUAAACUCCGAGGGACAACCUAUUAUUGAGAAUAAUGGCAUCGCUAAGAGAAACGGAGAAUGCAAGGAGGCGGCGGACGGCAGCCAACCGAACUCGCCCCAGACGCGCGGCGAGGCCCGUUUGGUGCGUCAGUACCACUUCCUCAUGUGGAAGGACUUCGCCGCGCCGGAGCACUCCUACUCCAUAUUGAAGUUCAUCAAGCGCGUGAACGAGGCGUGGUCGAACAUGGUGGGGCGGCCCGUGGUGGUGCACUGCUCGGCGGGCGUGGGCCGCACCGGCACGCUGGUGGCGCUCGACUGCCUGCUCGAGCAGCUGCGCGCAACCGGCCACGUGGCCGUCUUCAACACCGUGGCCGAGCUGCGGCGGCAGCGCAACUUCCUCGUGCAGUCGCUGAAGCAGUACGUGUUCGUGUAUCGGGCCUUGGUCGAGUACGCGCACUACGGAGACACGGAGAUACCGGCUUCUCGUCUGAAGAGCUCCAUCGACCGGCUUCGCAACACGCCAGAGGGCGCCGACAAGUGCCUCAUGGAGCACGAAUUUGAGAAGAUGAUGAACAGCCCGCUGGCGGAGUCUGUGCGCUCGUGCGCGGCGGGCGGCGGCGAGGAGCUGCGCGCGCGCAACCGCAACGCGGACUGCCUGCCCUACGACCGCAACCGCGUCAUCCUGGCCCCCAUCCCGGGCCGCGACUUCUCCACAUACAUCAACGCCUCCUUCAUCGAAGCAUAUGACAAUUCAGAAGGAUUCAUCAUAACACAAGAUCCGCUGCCAAACACGAUUAUGGACUUUUGGAGGAUGGUCUCUGAACACAAUGUUUCUACUAUCGUAAUGCUCAGUGAGCUCGGCGAAGGCAAGUGCCCUCGCUACUGGGACGACGGCACCGCGCAGUACGAGCAUAUCUCGGUCCAGUACGAAGAGAGCGAGUCGUGUCCUUACUACACGCGGCGGCAGUUUAGGGUCACCAAUAACAAGAGCGGCGAGUGGAGCGGCGUGCGGCAGCUGCAGUACCAGGGCUGGCCCACCGCGGCGGGCCACGUGCCCGAGGUGACGCGCGGCCUGGCCGAGCUGGCCGAGCUGGCCGCGCCGCCCCACGCCGCCGCGCCCGACUCCACGCGCCGCCCGCUGCUCGUGCACUGCCAGUCAGUGCCGAUCGCUCUUUGCAACACGCCCUCCCCUCUCCCUGCCACCUUCCCGAACUUCCCACACUGCCAGUCAGUGCCGAUCGCUCUUUGCAACACGCCCUCCCCUAUCCCUGCCACCUUCCCGAAAUUCCCACACUGCCAGUCAGUGCCGAUCGCUCUUUGCAACACGCCCUCCCCUCUCCCUGCCACCUCCCCGAACUUCCCACACUGCCAGUCAAUGCCGAUCGCUCUUUGCAACACGCCCUCCCCUCUCCCUGCCACCUUCCCGAACUUCCCACACUGCCAGUCAGUGCCGAUCGCUCUUUGCAACACGCCCUCCCCUCUCCCUGCCACCUUCCCGAAAUUCCCACACUGCCAGUCAGUGCCGAUCGCUCUUUGCAACACGCCCUCCCCUCUCCCUGCCACCUUCCCGAACUUCCCACACUGCCAGUCAGUGCCGAUCGCUCUUUGCAACACGCCCUCCCCUCUAACUGCCACCUUCCCGAAAUUCCCACACUGCCAGUCAGUGCCGAUCGCUCUUUGCAACACGCCCUCCCCUCUCCCUGCCACCUUCCCGAACUUCCCACACUGCCAGUCAGUGCCGAUCGCUCUUUGCAACACGCCCUCCCCUCUCCCUGCCACCUUCCCGAACUUCCCACACUGCCAGUCAGUGCCGAUCGCUCUUUGCAACACGCCCCCCCCUCUCCCUGCCACCUUCCCGAAAUUCCCACACUGCCAGUCAGUGCCGAUCGCUCUUUGCAACACGCCCUCCCCUCUCCCUGCCACCUUCGCGAAAUUCCCACACUGCCAGCCAGUGCCGAUCGCUCUUUGCAACACGCCCUCCCCUCUCUCCCUGCCACCUUCCCGAACUUCCCACACUGCCAGUCAGUGCCGAUCGCUCUUUGCAACACGCCCUCCCCUCUCCCUGCCACCUUCCCGAAAUUCCCACACUGCCAGUCAGUGCCGAUCGCUCUUUGCAACACGCCCUCCCCUCUCCCUGCCACCUUCCCGAACUUCCCACACUGCCAGUCAGUGCCGAUCGCUCUUUGCAACACGCCCUCCCCUCUCCCUGCCACCUUCCCGAACUUCCCACACUGCCAGUCAGUGCCGAUCGCUCUUUGCAACACGCCCUCCCCUCUCCCUGCCCCUCUCCCUGCCUUCCCGAACUUCCCACACUGCCAGUCAGUGCCGAUCGCUCUUUGCAACACGCCUCCCCUCUCCCUGCCACCUUCCCGAACUUCCCACACUGCCCGUCAUGCCGAUCGCUCUUUGCAACCCGCCCUCCCCCUCCCCCCCCCUCCCUGCCACCUUCCCGAACUUCCCACACUGCCAGUCAAUGCCGAUCGCUCUUUGCAACACGCCCUCCCCUCUCCCUCCCCUCUCCCUGCCACCUUCCCGAACUUCCCACACUGCCAGUCAAUGCCGAUCGCUCUUUGCAACACGCCCUCCCCUCUCCCUCCCCUCUCCCUGCCACCUUCCCGAACUUCCCACACUGCCAGUCAGUGCCGAUCGCUCUUUGCAACACCACGCCCUCCCUCCCCUUUCUCUCCCUGCCACCUUCCUCGAACUUCCCACACUGCCAGUCCCGAUCGCUCUUUGCAAACCCCUCCACUCCUCCUCUCCACCAUUCCCGAACUUCCCCCACUGCCACCUUGGCACGGAGCGGUCCUCGCUGUUCGUGGCGCUGUGCAUCCUCAUCUGGCAGCUGCGCAUCGAGCGGCGCGUCGACGUCAACUGCGUGGCGCGGAAAGUGCGCUCCCAACGCGCAAGGACCAUCGACACGUUUUUACAAUACGAAUUUCUACACCGUGCCAUACUGAACUACGCGGAGCUGCACAAUCUACUUGAAGACAGU
This is a messenger RNA of Iphiclides podalirius (scarce swallowtail), 4728 nucleotides long. NCBI's taxonomy places the organism in Eukaryota, Metazoa, Arthropoda, Insecta, Lepidoptera, Papilionidae. The record is from the annotation of a GenBank genome assembly.